AUGAUUUCUCAGUUGGUAAUCAAGGUAAUAAAUCUUGGAAGAAAUGAGAAGGUAACAUUACAAUCGUGUCAGACGAGUGAUAAAGGAAGACAUUUUCAUGCUUAUGCAUAUUACUUGACUGAUGAUAAUGGGAACAUCGAUGUCCGUCGAUGCUUCAUUGGAGGAUAUUACACCGGCGUGGAACCUUUGGGACUACUUUGGGCAAUGAAAAUAGUUCCAGGACCGAAGCGAAGAUUUUCCUCUUUAAUUAAACAAAAUGUCACCAAGCCUGCUGUUAUUUUGUUGAAUGUUUAUCAAGGUCACAUUGAUAUUGACAAAAUUGGAAUCAAAGGCGUUAACAAGUGUUUGAUAGUAACUUCUAUAUUUGAACGAAGAAUAAUGAAAUCAAAUAUUCGUCGGUUUAAUCGUUCUUUCAUGGGUGUGAUAGAUUUAGGAGGAGUGAACGGUGGAAUAGUAGAAAUGCGCGCGGCACUACUUUCAAAUUACGGAUUCGUUGUCCUGUGCCUAAGUUGUUUGGGCGCUUUCGAUCAAAUGAAACAAGUUUCUAGUGUAGAUUUGGUGUACAUUGAAAGAGGUAUCGAAUAUCUUCUCCGUCAUGAGAAAGUUUUAAAAGAGGGGGUUGGCGUAUUGGGAAUUUCAUUUGGAGGAAGCGUUUCAUUGGCUGCAGCAACCUUUUUUGAAAAUAUAAAGUGUGUUGUGAAUAUUGGUGGUGCUCUUUCUGCUUCCGGCUUCAAAGAUUUAAUAUACGGCAACAAGAUAUGGACGCCAACGGAAGAAAAACUUAAUGGGCAUCAGGUGGUCGACGGCAUACAACGACCUUCGUGUAUGAUACUAACUCCAAAAUUUCUGGAAAUGCAUAAACACUUCCCUGAAUUCCAAAAAUCUAAAGCAAGCAUUCUUAUUUACGCUGAGGACGAUAAAUGUAUAAACUGGAAAGAGCAGUCAGCACUAGCUAGAAAGCUGAUGAAAUCUUCAAACAAAAUGAAUUAUGAAAUAAAAUCGUAUCCGGGAACUGGUCACAUGAUUGGUCCACCAUACGUACCGAUGUUUUCAAUGACUUAUCUUUUGCCAAUGUCUAAAUUUCCGACAUAUUUAGGCGGCAACUUGAAAGAGCAUGCAUAUGGACAAGCUUAUUCGUGGAAAUAUAUUAUUAAAUUUUUGAAAAGUCAAGAAAACGAAAUGAGAAAAUUUGAUUUGCCUCUCAAAUCACUUUUAUAAAUUUUGGUCUCAACAGGAUAUUAUCGAAUGUACUGAAUCCGAAAUUUUUUCUGGCACAACUUCACAGUUAUAUUCUUAAUGUUUAAGAAAAAUAUUGCUUUACUUCAAUAUACAGUUAUUACUUCAAUCACGCAAUACUAAAAAUAUCGUUUCAAUUUCAUCAGUUAAUUAUCACAAAUCAUGGCAUGACAUCAGGUUUUGCGGGUUGCAAGAAUUAGAUUUUUGAUUACUUCCGAAAUUGGUUGU
Molecule: messenger RNA, 1464 nt
Organism: Styela clava
Lineage: Eukaryota; Metazoa; Chordata; Ascidiacea; Stolidobranchia; Styelidae
Source: RefSeq, a predicted model, not a curated record